AUGGUCUGGAUCGAACCCACGACCUCCUGCGCACCAGAGAGAGACACGCAAACCGUGGAGGUGUGGGCCCGUCCAGAGGGCGGUCAACGCAGCCCCGCAGUCAUCGCCGGCCUCUUCGACGACUGCCUCUACGGCCGGCACGACAAGGGAUGGUCGCUCGGCAUCGCCGCCGCGGACGCCCGCGCCCCGACCCGCUCGCGCUUCUACUUCUCCUUGAGCGCCGACAACUCGCGCUCGGCCACGACGCUCGCAUCGCCCCGGCGCUACGUCCCUGACGAGUGGACCCACCUGGCCGCCACCUACGACGGCCGGCGGCUCGACCUCUUCGUGAACGGCGCGUGGGUGGCCGGGUCUCGCGUGCCGGGCCGCGCGGGGCCGCUCUUCGCCCCAGGGGUGGCCGUCUGCAAGACGCUGGUGGCGGGUGGCGACAACGCGCGGGGCGGGCGCGCCUACCGUGGCCUCCUGAGCGGCCUGCGGCUCUGGCGGCGGGCGCUCGGCUCCGGCGAGAUCCGCGCGUGGGCCGAGCGAGGGGUCCGCUCCAGCGGCGACGGCGACGCGCCCGCGGCGGAAGUCGCGGGCGGCGACGACUUCGGCGAGCUCGAGGACGGCGGCUGCGGCGCGGGGACGGCGGCCGAGCCGGUGCCGGUCCCGCCGCCGUGCGGGCGGACGGCGUGCGACGACGUGCGCGUCGUCUCCAGCUACGACGGCCACUGGCCGCUGCGCGAGCCCAAGGUGGCGCGCUACCGCCUGGUCAACGUCUACGGGGCCCCCGGCGAAAACCCGACGGUCAGCCGCGAGCAGGUCGAGGAGCAGCACCGCGUGCUCAACCAGGCCUUCCAAAGGUACAACAUCUCCUGGGAGCUCACCGUCGUGGACGUUGUUAAUGCCUCGCUGCGCCAGCGCAUGAUCCUGGCCAACUGCGAGCACGCCAAGGUGGGCGAUGGGCACUGCGACCCCGAGUGCAGCCACCCCUUGACCGGCUACGAUGGGGGUGACUGCCAGCGACACGCGGCCGAUUGCGAUUGGGACGCGAUAGCGAACGGCGUUUGCGACCCCGAGUGCAACACGGCGGAAAACGCGUUUGACAACGGGGACUGCUGCGAGCAGACCUCUGGCAAGGUGACGGAGACCUGCUUCGAUCCCGAGUCGCCCAACAGGAUCUACCUGGACGUGGAGGAGCUCCAGGAGAUGUUGAUGCUCGACGGCUCGACGCAUCUCAACGUCUACUUCGCAAACUCCGCCGGCGAGGACCUGGCCGGAGUGGCCACUUGGCCCUGGGAUAAGAAUGCCCUCACCCACCUCGGUGGUGUGGUGCUCAAUUCCACGUACUAUGGCAAGGCCGGCCACACGCACACCAUCAUCCACGAGCUGGGCCACGUCCUCGGACUGUACCACGUCUUCCGGGGGGUGUCGGAGACCGAAUCCUGCGACGACCCCUGUCGGGAGACCACGCCGUCGCUGGAGACGGGAGACCUGUGCGCCGACACGGCCCCCACGCCGCAGAACAAGCUGUGCCACGACCCAGAGCCUCGCAACGACACCUGCGGCCAGCGCCACUUUCAGCACACGCCAUUCAACAACUACAUGGGCUACGGAGACGAUGACUGCACCGACUCAUUCACGCCGAACCAGGUGGCGCGCAUGCACUGCUACCUGGACCUGGUGUACGAGGGCUGGCGCCUGGACCGCGCCCCCCCCCCCGUGCCGAUGCCGCCGAUCCCCGUCGCCCAGGACGAGGGCUCCCUCACCCUGCAGUGGAUGCCCCCCGUCAACGGCCACGUCUUCCAGAGAGAAGCGGGAUCUGCGUGCGACCUCUGCGGAGAGGACGGGCGUCUCGCGCAGUUCGCCCACUCCGCCUCGUCCCCGGUGCCUUACCCCUCGGGACACUGGAGCCCGAAGGAAGCGGAGGGUCCCCCGGACGUGGAGAGGCCGUGCGAGUCCAGCCUGCGCUCCUGGAGCCCCGAGCUGCGCUCCGGGCAGCGGCGCACGCCGGCGGCGAGGUGCCCCCAGCCGUCCGGCUGCGUCCUGGAGCUCUCCUUCAGCCUGCCCAGCCUCCCCGAGCUCCUCAGCAUCUGGGUCACCUACAUCUUCCUGCACAACUCCCACCCCAUCAAGGACCUGGUCAUCCUCACGGCCGACGGGAGGAACGAGUCGCUGGGACCCCAGACGGUGUUUUGCGACGUGCCGCUGACGGUGCGCCUGGACUGGCUGCUGGCGCCGGUGGAGUCGGUGCGCAUCCACACGGCGGACGAGCGGCUGGAGGUGGACGCCGCGCUGCUGCGCUCGGCCCCAGGCGACGGGCGCUGCUCCCGCUGCCGCCCGCUCUCCUACAAGCUGUCCCGCUCGCCGCCGUUCCACCCGCACGGGCACGUGGCCGUCGACGGGCCGUCGCGCAGCUUCGUGGACAG
Molecule: messenger RNA, 2408 nt
Organism: Callorhinchus milii (elephant shark)
Lineage: Eukaryota; Metazoa; Chordata; Chondrichthyes; Chimaeriformes; Callorhinchidae
Product: pappalysin-1-like
Molecular function (GO): metallopeptidase activity
Source: RefSeq, a predicted model, not a curated record